UGGCGGACAGCGGCUCCAGAUUCGGAUCAUAAUUUUUCGAAGCUUUGUUUUUAAACCUGAGGAUUUCUGCAGCCUCUUCUUCUUCAGGAGCAUCCUCUGCCCGGAGCCUGAACACACCUCCUCUGGAGCCCGGAGCCUGAACACAUCUCCUCUGCAGCCCGGAGCCUGAACACACCUCCGCUGCAGACCACCUCAGCUGUGGCUCGGACCCUCCUGAGCAGGGGCAUUCAACUCUGACCCUCCUGAGCAGGGGCAUUCAACUCUGACCCUCCUGAGCAGGGGCAUUCAACUCUGACCCUCCUGAGCAGGGGCAUUCAACUCUGACCCUCCUGAGCAGGGGCAUUCAACUCAAACUCAACGAGGUCCAGUUAGAGAAAAGGACUCAAACAGCGUGCCGAUGAGCAGCCGCAGGAAGAAGGCCCCCCCGCUGCGGGUGGGCUGCGAGGCCAAAAAGAAGCUUGACUGGAACAUGCUGGAGGAUCGGAAGUGUGAAGGGGAAGAAAACAAUAACAACCCCCCCACCUGCUCCUCACCCCCCCCCCAUCACUCCCUCUCUCCCCCCUCCUCCAGAGACUUCCUGUCCCCCCCCCACCCUCUCCAUCACCCUCUCCAUCCUCCCCGUUGAAACGUCUCCCCCAGUUUGGACUGCUUUAAUCGGGGAGUUCAUCCUGAGUCCCGCCCCCGACUGUGGGAGGGGAACUCUCCUUCUGAUGAUAAACAGGGAGGGGCCGCUGUCCAUCAGAUACACAGCAGGGGGGGGGGCCAUGCAGGAGGAGGGUCAUGUGACCUGCAGUAGUCUGGGGGGGGUCAGCCUGCAGGAUCUGGACUGGAUGCAGAAGAGGAGCCUCGUUCAGCUGAUGCACCGCCAGGAAGAGGGAGGGGUCAAGGUGGGGGUUUACCUGCUGGAGGCGGGACUUGUGAAGCCGGAGUUCCUGAGUGGAGGAAACGCCCGCAUGAAGAAAGCCAAUCAGCUGAUGCAGAAACUGAUGGAGUAUUUCUACGACUUCAUCAUCCCCGAGGUGGUGGAGGGGGAAGAGUUAGAGUGUGACACGGAUCUGGAGAGGCAGAACGUGGAGGAGAUGUACGAACACGUGAGGCUGCAGCACCAGAGCGAGGGCGUCGGGGGGGAAAUCUACGACGUCCAGCACCAGGCCCUGAUCCCCGUCCUCAGACCCUAUCAGAGCCAGGCCGUCAACUGGAUGCUGAGCAGAGAGAAGUACAGGAGCAGCCAGGACACAGAGCAGAGUCUGCACUUCCUCUGGAGGGACUUCAUCUCUCUGUGUGGGAAGAAGCUGUUCUACAACCCGUUCACCGGCUG
Molecule: messenger RNA, 1318 nt
Organism: Trematomus bernacchii (emerald rockcod)
Lineage: Eukaryota; Metazoa; Chordata; Actinopteri; Perciformes; Nototheniidae
Product: E3 ubiquitin-protein ligase SHPRH-like
Biological process (GO): nucleosome assembly; protein polyubiquitination; DNA damage response
Cellular component (GO): nucleosome; nucleus
Molecular function (GO): ubiquitin protein ligase activity; ATP binding; ATP-dependent chromatin remodeler activity
Source: RefSeq, a predicted model, not a curated record